Messenger RNA from Megalops cyprinoides (Indo-Pacific tarpon), 3112 nucleotides. Its product is annotated as HMG box transcription factor BBX-like. Lineage: Eukaryota; Metazoa; Chordata; Actinopteri; Elopiformes; Megalopidae. Gene Ontology annotation, biological process: regulation of transcription by RNA polymerase II. The coding region runs from base 157 to 2838 and encodes 893 amino acids. The record is from RefSeq and is a predicted model, not a curated record. Gene Ontology annotation, molecular function: RNA polymerase II transcription regulatory region sequence-specific DNA binding; DNA-binding transcription factor activity, RNA polymerase II-specific. Gene Ontology annotation, cellular component: nucleus. The transcript is spliced from 17 exons.
GGUCAAUAAGUUAGGUGGAUGGAAUGAGAAGCUGGAACGAGAAGGCCGUGGUGUUUGAAUCAGGUUUAAGAGGUCAUCAUCCAUCGAAAAAGACUUAUUGACAGAGUCAUCUUCAUCUUUCCGAUAUUUCCAUUUUCUGUACUAAAGGUCAGUAUCAUGAAGGCUGGCGGAAGGGGGGCGGAGCCACAGUCUGAGGGGGGCACGGGCGGAAAGCGACCCAAACGCAAGUGUCUCCAGUGGCACCCACUCCUGUCCAAGAAGACCCUGGACUUCUCCGAGGACGAAGAGGAGGAGGAUGAGGAGGAGCCGGACAAGGAGUCCUCGAUGCUCUGCGGAAAGAGCCGGGGCCCGGAGCCGGAGGCAGGGGCCACGGAGGAAGAGGAGGAGGAUGGGGAGGAGGAAGAGUCCUCGGAGCAGCGCGCCCGCCGGCCCAUGAACGCCUUUCUGCUCUUCUGUAAGCGGCACCGCUCGCUGGUGAGGCAGCAGCACCCCCGCCUGGACAACCGCGGCGCCACCAAGAUCCUGGCUGAUUGGUGGGCCGUGCUGGAGCCCAAGGAGAAGCAGAAGUACACCGACAUGGCCAAGGAGUACAAGGAUGCUUUCAUGAAGGCCAACCCUGGGUACAAAUGGUGCCCACCAACCAAUAAGCCAGUGAAGACCCCCUCCCCUACAUCCACCUCCCGCAAAAAGGCCUGGCCUUUCCCCCCUGAGCCUUCCAAGGACUGCUCCCUCUCCAAAAAACCGCCCCAAGCCGACAGCACCCCGCUCCUCAACUUCGCCAUGGCAGAUCCUACAAAAAUGGGAGGCCUGAGCAUGCUACUGUUAGCAGGAGAGCACGCACUGACAGCUCGAGAGAUCCCCUCAAGGGCAUCCCCAGUGACUGCAGACUCAACCAAGCAGAGCACCAAGUCAGCCUUAUUCCAGCUCGCUGAGAUCUCCGCCGGUACUCCCCAGCCCACUGCCGCAGACACAGCCACGGAGGGGAAGGCCUCCCAGGUGGAUCUCUCAGAGAUCUCACCUGGAACGUCACGGCUGGGAAUGACCGACCCGCCUAAGACUGCCGAGGGGUCUCCUACGUUUCAGCUGCCGGAGGUCUCCAACAGUAGCCAAGCAGAGGGACGACAGUGUGGCCAAUCAGCUCUCUUCCAGCUGGCUGAGAUGUGCCUGGCAUCUGAGGCAGGGAAGAUUGAAGUCCUGUGCCCACGGCCAGGAGGGGACUCCCCCGCUGCCCCACCCACGGGCAUCGCCACGGAAACGGGCUCCAAGGAGCAGGCGGGCGGCGCUCAGGGCUCCAGCGGCCUCCCUCAGUCCCCGCCCUCCCCCUCCUCCUGCCUCUCGUCCGUCUCCGCCUCCUCCACCCCGACCGAGGCGAGCCCCCCUCCUCCCGGCGCGCCCGAGAGCGCGAAGAAGAAGAAGAAGAAGAAGAGGAGGAGGGAGAGGAGCGGGGAGCAGCAGACGGAGGGCGGCAGCCCGAGCCCCUCCUCCAAGGCCUGCAAGCGGAGCCUGUCCUCCGAGUCCGACCUCGACAGCCUCAUCGACACCAUCGACGCUGUGGCCAAGGGCUCCUGGCGGGCGGACGAGGAAGAGGACGAAACCGCCAGGAAGAAGGCUCCCCCGAAAACUGAGGAAAAGGCCGGCCCUGGGGAGCCCAGCCCGCCGAAGAAGAAGAAGACGAAGCCCAAAGCGAAGAAGCCCUCCCAGCCCCAGGUGAAGGAGGAGGAGGUGGAGGCAGAGGACGGGCCUGUGGAGGCAGGCGCGCUCGCACCCUGCCCAGGGAGCGAAGGGGACACGGGCGAAUCCGCGGUGAAGACGGAGGGGGUCCCUGCCCCACCCAGCCCCCACGCCGUCCCACUGAAGACGGAGGACACGGCCACGCCCAAGCCAGAGAGCUGCGGGUCCAGGAAGUCAGAAAGGACCUGCAAGGGCGCCCUGUACAAGACUCUGGUGUCUGAAGGAAUGCUGACCUCCCUGAGGGCCAGCGUGGACAGAGGUAAGAGAGGCUCGGGUCGCGGGACUGUCUCAGACCUGGAGAGCAGCUGGACUGAUGAGAGCUGGACGUUCACUCAGUCAGGCGCCAGCAACGCCAAGAAGCUGAAGAAGUCAAAGUCGAAAGACGAGUCUGUUCCUGGCCUAGGGAAGCUGGAGGAGGAGUUUGAGAAGAAGUUCAACAGCCUACCCCAGUACAGCCCGUUGACCUUUGACAAGAAGAGCACCUGUGUCACCAGGAAGAAGUCAUUCAGCGGGAACGGAGUCCUGGAGCAGCCCAAAGCCAGCAGGGGUUCAUCUCCAUCACAGAAAAAGAAUUUAUUCCACAAGAUUGUUAGCAAGUAUAAGCACAGACCAGAGAGAUCCAGUUCCUUGGAAAAAGCCAUAGUGACUGAAAAUGCAUCCCAGAAGGCCAAGCAGCUGGCCCCGUGCAACAGGCCCCCCGCGGAGGGACAGGGCGGGACGGAGGCGCUGGUGGGCAGCCAGAAGAGGAAGGCCAGGAAGAGGAAGAUCACCCACCUGGUGCGCACGGCCGACGGCAGGGUGUCCCCUGCAGAGGAGAGCAAACCCAGAGAGCUGAUCCAGGAUCAGGAUAAACAGCCAUCACCCCAGAAGACUUUAUGCAAGGAGGGAGGGUCGCAGGAAGAUCCGGGGCCGCGUGAGGCGAGCAGCGUUCCUGCGGACGGGCCCGCCGUGUCCGACCUCCCGGGAUUCUUCAGCCUGGCGGCUCUGGCGGAAGUGGCGGCCAUGGAGAACGCUCACCGAGGCCAGCAUGCUGCCAGCUUGCCUCGUGAGGGCCAGUCAAAGGACAUGGCCCAGACCCCAGUCCUCAUCUCCUGUGCCGAUCAGUGAAACGCCACCCUUAGGACACACAGACAUGGUGUGCAUCCCUGUCCUAACCUCCAAGCCAUGACCUGUGAGCGGAAGGUCACUGUGGGGAAAGUAGCUCUGAGUGACGCAAGCUCAGAUCUGGGCUGGGUGGGAAAGCAGGCCUCUGAACACCUUCGGUACAGAGAGGACUUCUGUGACUUCCAGAGGCUCUGCCUUCCAGCCUAGGGAGCGGCCUCCACAGCCCCACUGCAUGGCUCUUCCACCAUGGUGGCUGUGGUGGAUUUAGCAUGAAGGA